AUGGAUGCAGAUUCAAUGUCAUUAUACACUUCUUUGGUGGCGAACUCUUCUAAGUUACCCAUCUAUCACGAAGAAGCGGAUGCUGAAGCACCCAAACAUAUCACUAGUGCCAUAUUUUUCAACAGUGAACUCGAUAUUUUGGAAGCCUUCAAUACGGCCAUUAGUGAUGUGAAUGAUCUAGAUACAGAUUUCUAUUUAGAGCCAGUUACACAUUUUCUCAGUGAAGAUGACAGCAUUGUUUUACAGCAAUUCACCUGCGAUUUAUUGGAGAAUGGUGUUGCCGCCAUUUUUGGCCCAAGUUCAAAGACUACAAGUGAUAUUGUGGCCAUAUUGUGUAAUAUGACGGGGAUACCCCAUCUACAGUUCGACUGGUCUGGUGACGAAACCGAAAACAAUUUACGUAAAUAUCAUUAUACAGUCAAUGUGGCGCCAUCGGAGCAUGUGUUGUCUAAUGCCAUGUGGGAUAUUUUAAAGAGCAAAGAUUUUGAUUGGAAAUCAUUUACGAUCAUUUAUGAGAGCUCAACAAAUUUGGCUCGCAUGCAACAUUUAUUGGCCUGGAGACAAUUUCAUAAAACUGGCGUUAAAAUGCACAGGUUUAGACGUGGCGAAGAUUAUCGUGUUCUUUGGAAGAUCAUCAAUAAUUCACGUGAGAAAUUUGUGGUACUAGAUUGUCCGCAUGAUAUUCUAACGGAGGUGGUGAAUGCUUCAAAAUAUUUCAAUAUGACGGGACCGUUUAAUCAUUUAUUUUUAACCAACUUGGAUACCCAUUUGAGCGGGGUAGAUGGUUUGUAUUCUCAGGAUUUUUCAGCCCGUGUAGCUGCCAUACGUUUAAGAUCGUUUAUGCCUGCUCAAAUACAUAAUGAAGCGGAUGUUUUCGAAAAUGAGGAACAGGAUAAAAUCGUAUCAAUACGCACACAAUGUGUCUACGAUGCUGUGGUCAUGUAUUUCAAUGCUCUGAAACAAGUAUUUGAAGCCAUACACUUUCUAGAGCCGACAGUAAGAUGUGGUGGUGGUUUCUGGCAGCCAGGGCAAGAUAUUGUAAAACAAAUGCAACUGUUAAAUCCCAAACAUGUUAAACCUCCCUAUAAAACCCAAAGAUUACUGCUUAAUGAUUUCGGCAUACGUGAUGAUUUCAAUUUGGAAAUCUACAAUCCUUUAAUAGAACGUUUGACUCAUGUCUGGAAUAAACAUCAUGGUUUAGUGUCCUUUGAUAAAAUCAGUGAAAAUUCUACUAAAGAAGCUAAAAUAAGAAAAUUUGGUGCCAAAGAAGAUUUCUCCCUAAAGAAGGUUAAAUUUACCGUAGCCACACGCAUAGGAGAACCCUUCUUCAUGUGGCGCCCCGAACCGGAAGGUGUACAUUAUGAGGGCAAUGAAAGAUUUGAGGGUUUUGCAGUGGAUUUGAUUUAUAAAUUGGCUGAAGAAUGCAGAUUCGAUUUUAUCUUAGAGCCAGUGUCAGAUAAUGCAUAUGGAUCCAGGGAUCCCGUAACAGAUGAAUGGAAUGGUAUCAUAAGACAACUGAUAGAUAAUAAUGCCCAGCUAGGUAUUUGCGAUUUAACUAUAACCCAGGCCCGCCGCUCAGUGGUUGAUUUCACCGUACCCUUUAUGCAAUUGGGUGUUAGUAUUUUGUUUUAUAAACCCAAGCCUCCGGAGAAGAGUUUAUUUGCUUUCUUGCAUCCUUUUGCCGUGGAAGUUUGGUUCUAUUUAUUGGUGGCUUUGCUGGUAAUGUCAUUAUGUUUUAAGGUGCUGGGAAGAUUAACUCAAGAUGAUUGGGAAGUAACGGUGAUCAAUAAGGAAACAUCGAUGGCUGAGACUCCCUGGUUUCUGAGAAAUACUUUAUGGCUGCAUAUUGGUUCUAUUUUGUGUGUCGGUUGUGAUAUUUUGCCAAGAGGCCUUCCCAUGCGUAUCUUUACCGCUUUUUGGUGGAUUUUCGCUCUACUUAUGUCUCAAACAUAUAUCGCCAAGUUGGCUUCCUUCAUUACAGCCUCAAAGAUGGAGGGUUCCAUACAAAAUCUACACGAUCUAGUCGAUCAAAAUAAAAUACAAUUUGGCACCGUCAAAGGUGGCUCCACUUCACAAUUAUUCUCAGAGUCCAAUGAAACAGCCUAUCGUGUGGCUUGGAAUAAAAUGAUUGGCUUCAAGCCCGAAGCAUUUACGGCCAGUAACAAAGAGGGCAUGGAUCGAGUAAAGAGAAGUAAGGGUAGAUAUGCCUUUCUGGUGGAGACGCCAAUUUUGCAAUAUUACGAGCAAAGAAAUUGUGAGCUGAUGCAUAUAGGUCAACCGUUUGGGGAGAAACAUUAUGGCAUAGCGGUGCCUUUAAAUGCUCCCUUUAGAUCCAAUAUAAGUGUGGGUAUCUUAAAGCUAAGUGAAAAGGGUGUUUUGUACAGUUUGAAAAAUAAAUGGUUUAAUAGCAAUGAAACCCACUGUGAUAUGGAGGAAAAACCAGUUGUUGAAGAUAUACAAUUCAAUAUGGAGUCGGUGGGUGGUUUAUUUGUGGUGUUAAUUGGAGGCAUUAUUAUAGCCAUCAUAAUAGGCAUCUGUGAGUUCUUGUGGAAUGUGCAAAAAAUAGCUGUUAAAGAAAAGAUCCCCGCCAAAGUAGCUUUAAAAUCUGAAUUCCGUUUCUUUAUAAGGUUUUGGCUGCAACGCAAGCCCUUAAUGACUUAUCGUCGCAGAGGCUCAAAUUCCACUUGUCUGGGUUCUUCAGCCCAAUCGUCUAACAUAACUGCCACCCAGAUGAAGGAGAAACGUAAAAAGUCUAAGAGAAAAAGAAGUGAAAAGGAUUGUUAGUUAAGGCUUAUUUAGUUUAUUUUUAGUUGUGUGUGUAUCAAUAGAAAUUUAUGGUAAUUUAAGUUUUGUAA
This is a messenger RNA of Calliphora vicina (urban bluebottle blowfly), 2855 nucleotides long. It is a transcript of the gene GluRIIB, whose product is annotated as Glutamate receptor IIB. Gene Ontology annotation, biological process: modulation of chemical synaptic transmission; synaptic transmission, glutamatergic. The transcript is spliced from 13 exons. Lineage: Eukaryota; Metazoa; Arthropoda; Insecta; Diptera; Calliphoridae. The coding region runs from base 1 to 2784 and encodes 927 amino acids. The record is from RefSeq and is a predicted model, not a curated record. Gene Ontology annotation, cellular component: plasma membrane; postsynaptic density membrane. Gene Ontology annotation, molecular function: glutamate receptor activity; transmitter-gated monoatomic ion channel activity involved in regulation of postsynaptic membrane potential.